UAACCUCAUUAUUUUCGAUCUUCAAAGUAAAAUCAAUACUCGUUUUUCUUUGCCCUUCGAUAACACAAUUCCUUACUAGAUCAAUUAAAAUGGCGGUUCUAUUCUGUUAACUGGUUCGGAAGAAUCGACGAAUUUUAUUAAGCUGUUGUUUGGUUGCCGAGAGAACUUAGGUUGUGGAAAAUCUGAACUCAUAAAUUGGAGAUGAAUCAGAAAGGACUGAUUUAUAGCUUUGUUGCGAAAGGAACGGUUGUUUUGGCAGAGCACACAUCAUAUUCGGGGAACUUUAGCACCAUUGCUGUACAAUGCCUGCAGAAGCUGCCUCCAAAUAGCAGCAAGUGCACAUACUCAUGUGAUGGGCACACGUUCAACUUCCUCAUUGACAGUGGAUUUGUGUUUCUCGUUGUUGCGGAUGAAUCCUCCGGGAGGGGUAUGCCAUUCGUGUUUCUUGAGCGAGUAAAAGACGAUUUUAAGCAACGCUAUGGAGCAAGCAUCCAGGAUGAGACACACCCCCUUGCUGAUGGUGAUGAAGAUGAUGAUUUGUUUGGGGACAGAUUUACCAUUGCUUACAAUCUAGACAGAGAAUUUGGGCCCCGGCUUAAGGAGCACAUGCAAUAUUGUAUGAACCAUCCAGAAGAAAUCAGUAAGCUCUCCAAAUUGAAGGCUCAAAUCACUGAGGUCAAGGGGAUCAUGAUGGACAAUAUUGAGAAGGUUUUGGAUCGUGGAGAGCGGAUAGAACUUUUGGUGGACAAAACAGAAAACCUACAGUUUCAGGCAGACAGCUUCCAGAGGCAGGGUAGGCAAUUGCGACGAAAGAUGUGGCUGCAGAAUCUCCAAAUGAAACUGAUGGUUCUAGGAGGAAUCAUUGGCCUGAUCGUGAUAGUGUGGCUUAUAGCUUGUCGAGGUUUCAAAUGUUGAGCUGUUUUCUUGCUGAAGUGAGAAAUUUAACAGCAUUUUCCCUUUGAACUCUUUUAAUUUUCUUCAGAUGUCCAGACACU
Messenger RNA from Tripterygium wilfordii, 995 nucleotides. RefSeq names its product vesicle-associated membrane protein 727. Lineage: Eukaryota; Viridiplantae; Streptophyta; Magnoliopsida; Celastrales; Celastraceae. Gene Ontology annotation, cellular component: membrane. The record is from RefSeq and is a predicted model, not a curated record. The transcript has 6 exons. Gene Ontology annotation, biological process: vesicle-mediated transport. Bases 202 to 915 code for a protein of 237 amino acids.